ACUUGGCCGGCCGGCAUCGCAUUCGUGGAUGGUUUGUGUUGUGAGUCGUUUUACUGUUUCAAUCUUUAAUAGAUAUCAAUAAUUUUCUUAAAAUUUUUAUACAUAUUUCAAAAAGUUAAUAUUGAUAUAGUCAGAACUUUUAUAUCCAUGAAUCGAAAAUAUUUGUAACACGGAAAAAAGUUAAAAGUUAGUCAACGAUUGGUGUAUUUGACAAUUGUUUCUCGAUUUUAUUUUGAUUUUAAAUCGAUUGAUAGUGAAUCUAAUCGAUAAAUUAUCGAUAAUUACGACUCGCGAAUAUAAUAAAUUGAAAAAAAACGCAAUAUAGUGACAUAUUUUUUUUAAUAAAAAAUUGUAAACCGACAAGACGACCGGCAGUAAACUCUACUCGGAUCUUAAUUUCGCGGAUCUGAAUUUUCAAUAAGGUGAUCGUCCUUUACGAGAUGGCCGACAAAAGCGAAUGGGAUUACUCUGUCCAAAAUGGGCCAAGCACAUGGGUGUCCAAGUUCCCGAUGGCUGCAGGAUCGAGGCAGAGUCCCGUCAAUAUCGAAACCGAUAAAGUAGAAUCCGAUCACGAGGCUUUAAGUAGCAAACCUUUGCGCUGGAAGUAUCCAGCAACCGCAUCCCGGAAACUCGUUAAUCCGGGCUACUGCUGGCGGAUGGACACCGAUGGCGAAGGCACAUUUUUAAGUGGCGGACCUUUAAUGGACGACGUGUACAAACUGGAACAAUAUCACUGUCACUGGGGAUGCAGCGACUCGAGGGGAUCCGAGCACACUGUGAAUGGACAAGCCUUCGCAGGAGAGUUGCAUCUGGUGCAUUGGAACACAAGUAAAUACAACACAUUUGCCGAAGCUGCAAAAGCAUCCGAUGGUCUUGCUGUUCUUGGCGUAUUUUUGAAGGUGGGAAAGACGCACGAGGAAAUGGAGAAGAUCGCUCGCCUUUUGCCGUAUGUCUCGCACAAAGGCGAAGUCGUAGAAAUUACGGAACCAAUCGAUCCCAGUAAACUCCUUCCCGAUGAUAAUGGCUAUUGGACGUAUCUGGGAUCGUUGACGACACCACCUUGCAAUGAAAGCGUUACUUGGAUCCUCUUUAAGAAAUGCAUCGAGGUGUCUCAUCAUCAAUUAAAUAUUUUCCGUAAUUUACGUAAAUUCUCCCGUGGUGAGGAGUGCCCCUGCCAUGAAAAUCAUGGAGCGGUAAUCAACAACUUCCGUCCACCGAUGCCGCUCGGAAAUCGCGUAUUGCGCGAGUGCGGCAGCUUCUGAGUUUGUUCCCUCGCGAUGAUGCAUCGAGAUCAGUCGAUAUCUAACGAAAAACGGCGGGAGAGAAGCGAAAUGGCCGCCAUCAUGGAGAUUGACCGUGGAGGAGGAGCGGCCUUAAUGACUCCUCCAAGUAUGCUCGCGAGCCAUGCAUCGUCGUUCAACCUUCAUUCUGUAUCGUGGACGUUUCUCGCCGGGAUAACCAAGUGCCUUCUUUGUCUGUCGAGGAUUUCCGGAAUGAUGGUUGGGAGAAGGGAGAACGAAGGACGAGAAAAGAUUUUCUGCGGGAAGAGUGGUGGAUAGAGAAGCGUGUUUCUGUGGAUAUGUUCCUUGAGAAAUUUUCUAUAAGAUCGAAUUUAUUAAGUAAGAUAUACACGAUCGAGUGUGAAUAGUUGAUAUUUCGUGCUGUCCAUAUUUCAAUUUUUAAUUCAUUUCAUUUCAAUAUGAUAAAUGUUGGUUAAGGUUAGAAAUUAGAAAGAUAGAAGGAUCAUAUUGUAUUAAAUAUUAUAAGUUGUUAAGUAAUUGUUAAAUUUAAAUUGAAUUUUAAAUGAAUCGUAACAACGAGCUAUAAUAAGAAUAAUAGAAAUUAAUGGACAGCAAUAAUGUUAUGCGAAAAGGCAAAAGAAUCGUGUAACAAAUGAAAUUUGAGAAUGAUUUCGAAGGCACUAUACAUAGAACGUUUGAUGAAUAAUAAUUUUAAAUAGUUAUACAUGCGUAUUUUGUAUGUACGAGCCCAAUAGAUAUAUUGAUAUUCUGUUGUUCACGAUCUCGAUGAUAAUCGCAAAAGAAUCAAAUAUGAGAGCAUUUUACCUCGAUUCUAAGUGCAAUUAAAACGUAGCCGAAACGAGAGAAUUUUCGCUUGACUAUCAUAGAAUAGGGAUUAAAUAUUUAGUUGGAGAAUUAUGCGACUGUUUGUUUUAACGAAUUAAAAAUAAGAUGUGCCUAUAUAUAUAUUCAUUCAUACUAACGCAGGACGUAUACACUCGAAU
Molecule: messenger RNA, 2245 nt
Organism: Apis florea (little honeybee)
Lineage: Eukaryota; Metazoa; Arthropoda; Insecta; Hymenoptera; Apidae
Gene: CAH1
Product: carbonic anhydrase 1
Cellular component (GO): cytoplasm
Molecular function (GO): carbonate dehydratase activity; zinc ion binding
Source: RefSeq, a predicted model, not a curated record